Molecule: messenger RNA, 528 nt
Organism: Blepharisma stoltei
Lineage: Eukaryota; Ciliophora; Heterotrichea; Heterotrichida; Blepharismidae
Source: the annotation of a GenBank genome assembly
AUGUUGCCUUUGGACAUUAAUAAGAACAGCUAUUCAAACCUUUGCAGGCUUGGGAUUAGGUAUGCUGAGGCAUAUAUGCCAUGCGAUGCAUUCCAAUGCUUCAUUAAAGCUAUCCAUUUAGGCCUUGAUAGAGGAGAAGCAUGGAUCAAUCUUGGUAUUUUAUAUGAAAUAUUCGACCAGUAUGACCAAGCUAGAAAGGCUUAUUUAGAAGCCAAAAAGAUAAGAAGCACAAUGAGUCUGGGAAGGUUAAUGCUGAAAAAAGUUGGAACUUUGAAGAAAAAAGACCUUAAAUUUGUGCACCCGUUGCAAGAGGACAAAGAAAUUGCAAGAAAAAUAAGGGGGAAAAGGCUGAGAUUUGAAGAUUUUGAGGAGUUAGGAAAACCUGGAAGAAAAAUCCAGCUAAGAAGCGAAGAUAUAGCCCCAAAAGCAUGCUCAGUUCUAAGCUUGAGUGAAAUUCAGAGUCAAAUAGAAACAACCGAUUUUUCGAUUUUAGAAGAAAUUGCGAAAUUUCUUUCGCCACUAAACUAG